GACAGUUUGUUGCAGGGGAGGCCCUGGCCCGUUAGAAACAAUGUGGGCAUCCCRCAGUGGUUUGGCACCGGGACUCUGGUGUUGUUGCACUAGUGAGRGUGGCACAGGUGGUUGUACACAGAUAGCAGAAGCUCCAGACUGCAGGCUCCAGACUUUCCCGGGUGCGYCUCCAAGGGCAUUCACUCUGUUCAAGGCAGCCUAAGAAGAGAAACUGAGAAGAAUUCCCUGUUUGUUUUCAAGCCAGCAAAGGCAAAUCCCUGUUGCAAUACUCAGCCUGGCCCCUUUGCCUUGUAUUUUAACAGAGAUGAACUAGAGCUGUCUCCUCCAGUGGCCCUGCCAGGGGAUGAAGGUUGGGGUCACCCUCAGCACACUCUGAGAGGCAGCUGCUGUUCCUCUGCUGUCCCUUUUGCUGACCCUAAGUGGCACCUCAGCUGAUCUUGUUCUUGAUGCAAUUUGGCCUUUGGGUUCAAACAUCUCUGCUGCUGUUCCUGAUGUUUGAAAUUCUCCCCCCACUUCUGGCCUUUCAUAUCUCAUUCUCCUUGCAUAGUACCUGGGAAGCCUCUAGUUGUGUCAUAAGCAUUAACAUCUCCUUUGAGGUUUGUCAUGAUUCCGUAACUUUCUGUUUUUUCGGAAAAGGUUCUUUUUCCCCUUGCCUCUUCCAUUCUCCCCUUUGCUUCCAUUGAGAUUUUAUCUCUUSAGCUGAAAGAGUUCAUAGAUACAGAAUUUGCAGUUUUGCAGAUGCUUUGCCAAAUACAGCCUCUGUACCGUGCUGCAAGACGUCACCAUCAUCCCCCUCAUCUUGACUCACUCUGGCUGCGAGUCGUGCUGGGCAGUGUCUAAAUGCGUCCUGCCUGUGUGCGAGGCCUCCACAGCGCUGAUAGUGCCCACGUCUCUGAGCUGGCCUCCGCUGUUCUGUUCGUGAGAUCCUCCGUUCUGCCAGGGCCAAAGGUUUCAGUUCUCUCUCCAGCUGCUCUGCUUAGAAUUAGCAGUGACAUUAAAAACUGAUAURAACAUGCAACAGUUUUGAAGAACUGUUGAUAAUGGGACAGGAGGAACUGAGCAGUAGGAGCAGAGGAAAGGAGUGUUUCACAGAGCUUUAGAGAGCACCACCUCUGCCAGCUGUCAUGGGAACCAUGGCUGUGUGACCUCUCAGGGUUCUGAGUGCAGUUGAGGUGUCCCUGCAGUGGGUGACUUCACAYGGACUUUGUGACAGUGGUGAUGUGAACUUGGGUGGGACAGCCUGAGCUGUGCUUACCUUAGCACUUCACUGCCUUAACUGAUAAUUUCCCCUCAACCUCCAGCAAAAGCGUAUUUCUAAUUGCRUUGCUCAACCCCGCUUCUGAGUGACACAGCUUUUACUUUGUCUUAUUUUUAGAACCUUUCUGUUAGGAAAUAAAACUUAUUGCUUCCUUCUCAGGAGCAYGUAGGGACUCUGAAAGGAAGAGGUCCAGGUAGCAGCAGAGCCCCUGCUGGGGAUUGAAGUUCUUUGGAGAUAACAGGACAGAACAAGAACAGUGGUGAGCAAAGAACAGAGUUUCCAAGUCAAACUCAAGAAAUUUCCAGAUUUCUGGACUCCCCACCCAGCAACCAAAGCAUCAUAAUGGGCUUCUGUCCAAAAGUUAUCUUGAAGAAUAUUGUUCAGGCUGGAAAGUCAAGUGCUACACUGUUAAAGAAUGUCCUUGUAGCCCCCGUUCAACUUGUUUUGGAUAUGCAUUUAAGGUAUAAUGACUAAUUUUGUAAUUGUAUGCUAAUUGCCAUCAGUAACCCAGCCACAGGUACUGCACAGCAGUGGUAGUUAUGCUCUUGGGGUUUUGUCUGUUCCRUAUUCUAAGCUGCAUUGUUUUAGCCUGUCUGCAAAAAUGGCAAGAGGCGCAGCCAUGCACCUUGGGGUGGGAGAAGACAGGGCUUGGUCACAGGGUCUGUAAGGUGCAUGCUGCCACAGCACACAGAAUUUGGGAAACUUGUGUCCUAAGUUGUUGUUCUGGCCUUUGCAUGCUUGGGUCCCCAGUGCCAGAGAUUAAAUAUCCAUCACAGUCAUCUUGCUCACAUGUUGUGGCAAGGUAUUCUGCUUUGCAUUAAAAAUUGAUGCUGUGCUCCAGUUUCCAGAUGACUUUUGUUUGCUUGCCGUCUGGUUCAGCAUGAGCUCCUCUUGCUUCCUUCCCACACCGCUCUUAGCGCACACAAACACCACCAGCCUGCCCUCAGCCAYGUCCUGCAACAGAGCAGGUGAGAGCACUGACAGAGCCCAGCUGGAGAGUAGUAGUUUGAAUGACUUGUUUAGUACAUGGCAGAGCUCCUGUGCCACACAGGUGUGGUGGGAGGCCACCUUAAGUAGCCCUUUAACUUUAUAAUCUUGGUUCUUGAGGAUUUGGUGACCCAACCUCAAAUGUAAUCAUUUCAGUGAUUUUUGAUAUAUUGGGUCACAGACAAAGUAAAAGAAGCUAUUUCUUUUUAAAGUGAGAAGAGUCCUCUUCCUCCUUUGAGCCAUGUGAUGUUAGGAGGUGGAGUGGAGAAGAGCUCUCAGGUUUCCUACUGUGUGACGCUCAGCAGGRGAGACUCUGGGAUCUGCUGAGACAAACAGCAUGUCCUAACAAGAAGCCGCAGCCAUCAGCAUUUCUGUGGUGAGAGAAUGGUGGGCUGGUUUGCCAGCCAUCAGCAUUUCCCUGGUGGGCUCUUCUCCUCAGCACCAUUAGUUGGGCUUUUGCYCUGUUUGCUAUGUUGUCCAUUCUGUUGGGAUUCAUAGGAUCAGCUCUGCAUUUGCUGGAGCUGCAGUCCCUGCAUUGGCACCAUCUCCAGCUGGGGCCCAGGCAGCCUGGCUCAACGGGGUAUUGUUUAUUCCWCCCAGGAAUGUGCAGGCGAGCAGGGACCUCGGGGAGCUUUACAGAGCAACGGGUUCUGCUCUGAGCAGGGAGAGUUACUGUGGGUGGCCGCAGCUUUGAAGGCUGCCAUGAACAGUCAGGGCAUGCUGGUSUGUGUUCCUACCCUAGGAGUGUGAAUGAGGACUGUGCAGGCUGUGCACGUGCAUUGGAGUAUGGAAGAGGGAAAGAAGACUGUCCAGGUUUGGAGAACACAGGGAGGAGCAGAAGAAAAAGGUAGAAAUGUUUUAGCAUGUAGUUAGUAAGCAUCUGUUCUUGACACAAUGGUUUGAGAAGCCAAGCAUAACUCCUUGUUUCCUCCCACUGUGUGCUGGGUACUGAUCCUGCAGCCUGGAGUGCAGCAAAUGCUGCAGCAGAUCUCUUGUCAAAGCCAGUCCCAGCAGCUGGAGGAUGCACUGACCCGAGGGGUGUCUCUGUCACUGGGGCUGGAUUGUGUUUUCAGUGAACAAACUUUGAGCAAUAAUGAGUGGAAGGAGGUAUGAAAAUACCUAGGUGRAAUGCAAGGUGUUUUUCAGUUCUUAAAAAGAUCACUGUCAGUAUUUGUUUAAUAUUUUUUAUAUUAUUUUCUCUAAUUGUUUUGUGGCAUGCUUGUCUUCUGUACAUUUCUGGGAGUAUGACCAUUCUUCCUGGUCUACUGCUCAUGCAGGUCCUUAGGUUUUAUAGAGGCUGACACAUCUACUGCACAAGAAUCUACUUGUCCCUCUUGUGCAAAUCCUGCGUGCCUGUGGAAGCCCACAUGGCAUGUUUUGGUCUGUUUGGUGAAAUGUUAGAUUUUCAGUUACAGUGCUAUCAUACUGUCCAUAGUCAGUUCUAACAGUGAUGCUUCUUGAGUGAAAUGCUGGAAUGUGUUUGGUGGAGAAACAAGUGGUGAUAGCACCUGUUAAGUUUGGUUUCCUUGCUGAUUAGUUUGUGGCACCCAUCCGUUACCGGUUUUUAUCUCAUGGUCUGAGCAGUGCUAUGGGAAUAGGAAUGGAUUAGCUGUCCUCAAACCCUUUGGGUCUCUUUUUACCUGAGCUGUUAAUGCUUUUUGUAAUCAGUCUAAAAGGUCUCUUCACAUUGCUGCCUUGUCUCUUAAGUGCUUAAAAUCCUUGCUGCAGCAUCUUUACUAGUCCUGCUUCUAUCUAAGUGAUGGUGCUUUAAGCAAGUGCCUGACAAUUACAUUUGAUGCUGGUGAGUCUGUUAUUUAAGAUUUGUUUGAGAUUUCUUACCCUGCCCAUUUUCAGCUGCAGAAAGAGGAGGGAUACAAGAAAUUGUCAGUCUAUGUGUAAAUACCUUUUCUUGGCUGCUGUGACUUGACCCAAUCUGUGCUGAAGAUCUCGAAACAAUAUUGUAACAGAGUUAAUUGCCAUCAUUUCAUUCUGGUCUCUCCUUUCAUCACCCACACUGGACCAGACACGCUCCAGAGCUAAUAGCAAAAUGGGAUAAGCAGUCUUCCAUGAAGGUAAUGUUAGUGUGUGCUGAGCAUGCAUGCAGGCAGGCUGGGGGCAGUGAUUAAUGCCCUGGGAAUCCACUCUCUGCCUUGCUGCACAAUGCUGUUGUGUCAGGCCCAGAGGCUGGCACCAAGCAGGCUGUGGUUGGGCGCCAGGAACACGUUACCUGGUUUGUGCAGGAUCAGGCAGUGAGACAGAGCCUGUGUGUUCUCAGCAGGGCGAGUUCGCUGCUGCGCCACAGUUUCAUACUUGCACAGUGAGGCUCUCUUUGGAUGCGGGUCUGCUGCUGGGCGGGGGCAGGAGUCAGCGAUCCACAGUCCUGACCUUCGCCAGCCUGAAAUCCCAGCGUUUGCUCAGCUGGGGAAGAGCUCUUCCUCCAUCCUCUGGCAGGCAUGAUCACCUAUCCUUGAGCCUUAGGCACUGACCCUCCUUCAGACCUUGCACGAUGGAGGCUGGCUCUGUGGUACGGGCAGUCUUUGAUUUCUGUCCCAGCGUCUCUGAAGAGCUGCCCCUCUUCGUGGGAGAUGUCAUCGAGGUGCUGGCUGUGGUGGAUGAGUUCUGGCUCCUUGGCAAGAAGGAAGGUGUCACAGGGCAGUUUCCYAGCAGCUUUGUUGAACCUGUGGAUAUUCCCCCUUUGAAGCAGGGAGAAAAACUGCUUGUUUGUACCAGUGACUUCACWUCUCAAGAGCCAGGGAGCUUGUCAUUGCAGAGAGGAGAUUUGGUGAUCCUGGGRGGGUCCCUGGCCUCCAGCUGGCUCCAGGGCCGAAGCAGCUGGGGYUCCAAGGGCUUUUUUCCCUCAUCAUGCGUGAGGGAGCUGUGCCUUUCAGUUCGGAGACGUCAGCUGUCCCAGAACACUCUCCUGGARGUGCCUGCCUACUCACUGGGCCAAGCCCGGGCCCUGAUGGACCUGUCUGCUCAGCUGGAGGAGGAACUGGACUUCAGGGAAGGGGAUGUGAUCACCAUCGUUGGUGUCCCAGAGCCCGGCUGGUUUGAGGGUGAGCUCAGAGGCUGCAGGGGCAUCUUCCCAGAGGGUUUUGUGGAACUGCUUACUCCUCUGAGAGCACCAGGAGCCUCAACAGAUCCAGAGCCCACUGGGACUUGUGACACCAAUGGGACAGUAGAGAUGACCCCCAAAGAUGACAAGGAGCCAGGCACUACUUAYGGCGUUGCCCUCUAUCAGUUCCAAGCCCUAGAGUCCAAGGAACUGGAUUUUGAUGUGGGUGACAGGAUUCGGAUUGUAGGCAUUCUGGAAGAUGGCUGGCUGGAAGGGGAGCUGAGAGGAAAACGUGGCAUCUUUCCUCACAGAUUUGUGAAGCUGGAAGCCUCUGAGGCUUGCAGGGAAAAGGUGGGUGCUGGGGAUCUGCAAGGUGGAGGCAGUUGUGGAUUGACCAUUCGUCAAGAUCCAGAAAGUACUUGCACUGAAGCUCCUGCUUUGCCAGGGAAAAAUAGCAGGGAAAAGGAGGAUGGCUUGGCUGCAUAUCCUGAGCCUGCUGCCWCUUUGUCUCACAAGGCAGGGAGGUCAGAGGGUCCUCUUGGCACUGAUUUGAAACAGCACGAGGCCUUUCCCAGCACAGGACACCAGGAGCCACAUCCCAAAGGCACGAUGUGCUCCAUCCCCUCUAACUACACAAAAACAGUCAAUGGCAUUCUCCCCUCUGCUCAGCUGCCUCCCCCACAGGGCAACAAGUCUGGCCAAGCAGGUGAGCUGGAGCCCGGGGGGACCAUUUCAGCCUCCCUAGCAAACUCAGAAACUCACCCCCUCCCUAAGCACGAUGGAGACAGCCCCACAGUGCCCUUGCAGGCUCCAGACUUCCCCCAAGAUCCUUGCAGAAACCAAGCGAUUUCAUCUCCUAACAGCUGGGCAGCAUCCCAGCCCCAGGAGAGCCAGAGCAGCACCCAGGGCCUAGACAAUCAGAUGGACAGUAAAUUGGAGAAGUUCAAGCCCUGCUCCUCCAGCUUAGGAUCUGCCCAGGUGGGCCUGGACACACGGGCUGGGAGCUGGGGGGAGCGCAGCCCACUUGCAGUGCAGGGGGAUGGCUGCACAGACCUCGACUCCAAACUGACAGAGCAGCUGGCCCAGUUUGAGAAGAGUCUGUCGAGUACUGGUGCGGAGCAGGACAAGGUCUCCCGUCACUUCUCUAUCUUGGACUACAGCUCUGAGAAGGACAUUGUCCGUGGCUCUCCUGAGUCUGUGUCCCACUCCAGGCACACAGAGAGGAGGAGGGCCCUGAGGCCGCCCCCUCCUCGGCCCAGCAGCCUCAUGACAAGCCCUGUGCACACGCAGGGUGGCCCAGUGCCCAAAGGCAGGUCUCUGUCCUUCUCAGUCAAACCCUCCCGCCCUGCGCCCCGGCCUCCAUCCAGCAACCAGCGGAAAAAUGUGGCCCCUGCACAGCUUCAGCCCAGCACCCCAGAGCAGCGGGCAGAGGAGGGACGUGAGGACUUGACACAGGCAGGAUCAGCCUCCCCCAGCUCCAUCCUGCUGACUAGAAUUGGAGAGGUGGAGCGAGAUCUGGAGGCGUACAGCAAGACCCGUGCYGAGCUAAGCCUGAUGCUGGAGGAGCAGCAGGAUGAACUGGUGAGAGCAGAGACCAUGGAAAACCUUGAUUUCUGUGACUCCAACAUUGAGAGCCUCAGAGUGGAGCUGCAGGAGUUGAGAGAGAUGACUCUCCUGUCCUCCCAGACACCAUCCCUGGAGCCGUCCUCGGCCACCACUGAGAGUGCAGAGCAAAGRAUGCUGGAGAAGAGGGCCAAGGUUAUUGAGGAACUGCUCCAGACAGAACGGGACUAUAUCAGAGACCUGGAGAUGUGUGUGGAGAGGAUCAUGGUGCCCCUGCAGCAGGCACAGAUGCAGAACAUAGAUUUUGAGGGCCUUUUUGGAAACAUCCACAUGGUAAUUAACUUCUCCAAGCAGCUGCUGUCCACCUUGGAGGCUUCAGAUGCUAUUGGGCCAGUGUUCCUGACACAGCGUGCAGAGCUAGAGAGUGUCUACAGGGUGUACUGCCAGAACCAUGAUGAGGCCAUCGCACUGCUGGAAACAUACGAGAAGGAUGAAAAGAUGCAAAAACUACUUCUGGACCUACUGGAUAGCCUCAGGAGCCUGUACAGUGAGUGGGGUUGCACAAACUACAUUAACCUGGGCUCCUUCCUCAUCAAGCCAGUGCAGAGGGUGAUGCGGUACCCACUGCUGCUGAUGGAGCUGCUGAGUGCCACCCCCGAGGCUCACCCUGACAAGGCACCACUCACAGCUGCUGUCCUYGCAGUCAAAGAAAUCAAUGUCAACAUCAAUGAGUACAAGCGCCGGAAGGACCUGGUGCUAAAAUACAGGAAAGGRGAUGAGGAUAGCCUCAUGGAGAAGAUCUCCAAGCUCAACUUCCACUCUAUCAUCAAGAAAUCCAACCGUGUGAGCAGCCAUCUCAAGCAUCUCACAGGCUUUGCACCCCAGCUGAARGAUGAAGCCUUUGAAGAGACAGAGAAAAACUUCCGGAUGCAGGAGCGUCUGAUCAAGUCCUUCAUCCGGGACCUUUCCCUCUACCUGCAGCAUGUCCGGGAGUCAGCUUGUAUGAAGGCACUGGCAGCAGGGAGCAUGUGGGACCUGUGYACAGAGAAGGGAAGUGGAGAUUUGGACCAGUUCCAGAAAGUGAAUCGKCUCAUCAGUGACCAGCUCUUCUCCAGCUUUAAAGAGCGGACGGAGCGGCUGGUGAGCUCACCCCUGAGCCAGCUGCUGAGCAUGUUUGCGGGGCCCCACAAGCUGGUGCAGAAACGCUUUGACAARCUCCUCGAUUUCCACAACUGCACCGAGCGAGCGGAGAAGCUGAAGGACAAGCGAACGCUGGAGGAGCUGCAGUCAGCCCGCAACAACUACGAGGCCCUCAAUGCCCAGCUGCUGGAUGAGCUGCCCAAGUUCCUGCGCUUCGCCAAGGAGCUGUUUGCCAGCUGYGUGCGCGGCUAUGCCGAGGCACACUGCGACUUCGUGCGCCUGGCCCUGGAGGAGCUCAGACCCCUGCUGUCGUCGCUGAAGGUGUCUGGCAGGGAGGGGAACCUCAUUGCCGUCUUCCAGGAUGAGCACAGUCGAGUCCUCCAGCAGCUCCAGGCCUUUACCUUCUUCCCAGAGUCCCAGGCAGCUCCCAAGAAGACUUUUGAAAGGAAGAGCAUGGAACGGCAGUCUGCCCGGCGGCAGCCCCUUGUUGGCUUGCCAACCUACCUCCUGCAGUCRGAUGAUGUCCGAGCCGCCCUCCUGGCCCGCUAUCCCCCAGAGAGUCUGUUCCAGGCAGAACGCAAUUUCAAUGCUGCCCAAGACCUGGAUGUCUCYCUGUUGGAAGGAGACAUUGUGGGUGUCAUCAAGAAGAAGGACCCCAUGGGYAGCCAGAAUCGCUGGCUCAUAGACAAUGGGGUGACGAAAGGCUUCGUGUACAGCUCCUUUCUGAAGCCCUACAACCCCCGCCGCAGCCAGUCAGAUGUCUCCGUGGGCAGCCACUCUUCCAACGAGUCGGAGCACAGCAGCUCCUCUCCCCAGAGCAAUGCCACCCUGAGCUUCAGCCCCAGUGGGGCAGCCGUCACCUUCACUCAGAAACCCCUGCAGGACUCUGCCUCCCCGGCAGAUGUGUACCAGUCCUCACAGCCCCCACUGGAGGUGGACUCCCCCUCUCUGCCCCAGCUUGGCUCUGGUGACAGGACAGCUCCACUGGCUGGUACAGUGACACCUCAGCGCCGCUACAGUCGCCCCGAGCUGGGCUGCAGCCCCAGCUCUCGCAACGGGCACCUCACCAAAGCACAUCUCAGGCCCACACCCUCGGUGGAGGACAGAGACUCYGGGCUGGAGAACAGCGAGUCAGAGGGCAACCAGGUCUACUAUGCUCUCUACACCUUCAAAGGCCGAAACACCAAUGAGCUGAGCGUGUCAGCUAACCAGAGACUCAGGAUCCUGCAGUUUGAGGACAUCACAGGCAAUCAGGAGUGGUGGCUGGCUGAGGCCCAUGGGAAGCAGGGCUACGUGCCCUCAAGUUACAUCCGGAAGACAGAGUACACGUGAGGCAACAGACAGGAGCCUGCACCCCAUGCCUUGUUCCUGCUGGAACUGCUAGAGGUCUGGGGGAAGCUGGCCAGCCCUGCAGACCCCACUGCUCACCCUGAGGCUGUGCCUCUCACAGCUAUGCAGUGCUCCUGGGCCCCAAGACACUGGCUGCCAUCACCCCUCCAGGGGAGGAAGAAGGAUGGGCUGGCCAGGUAGGCAGGAGCAGGCAGCUUGUGUGAGGCAGGGAUGAUUUGACCURUGCUGUUUGAGCCUCCUGUGUCCAGCCAGGAGCAGGGGAGCAAAGCUUGGGGCUGUGGCCUGCCCCAGGAGGGUAAGGCUUGACURAGRCUGAGGAGCUGCUGUGGAUUUCAAUUGUGGAAGGCUAAUGCCAAGUUUCUGGAGAUUGGCUGUAGUCAAGUAGUAUUAAAAGCAGCCCAGACCUUGUGGAUGUGCUCCCUGUGCAGCAGGAGCCUGGUCUCACCUGUGUGUGCAGGACCCAGGGUGGGACGCUUACACACUGGCUGGGGCAGCAGCUCUGAGGUUGCCUGGGAAUAGUUGAGCUCCAGGCCUGGGAUGGGUGUGGCCUCUGAAACCCUCACAACAAAGCCCCCAGCAGGUGCCUUCUCCCUAUGCUUGGUCUCCCAGGGGCUUGGCCUCUCCRAGCUCUGCCUGCAGCCAUCAGGUUCUCAUCUUUCAGGUGAGCCAGAAGCCCAGAACACCCAACCCUUGGCAGUGGAGUAUUGGCUGUGCCCACGCCCCAUCUUUGCACUGACGUAGCCAGCUGGCUGCUCUGAGCUGGGGCAGGGCAGAAGGCAAAGCACCAGUGUUCCUUGAGCCUGGAGUUUUUGGGACUCUGACCAGAAUUGCCUCACUCGUGCUUUCUUGUACAGCACUGGGAGAGGGUGCUGACAUUCUGAAACGGCAGGACCAUCYCUGGGAGGGGUGUGAUGCCUUUUGCUGGGUUGGUGUGUGAUACUGCUGCUGCCAUGUCCUGAAGGGAAGAAGUUCCUUCAUGGGGCAAUGUUUGUACCCCAAGUACUGCUGCUCUGUAAAUAAAGAUUUGCCUUUGUGUAUAGAAGUUGCCUUUGCAAGUAUUGGGAGAGCUUGGAAGAGUGUCUGGCCAAUGCUGGGCUGGGGGCAAAGCCCAGAGAUUUCAUGCAGAUGGUGCAAGGCCAGGGAACACAUUUCCCUUUUGCUGAGGUUCAGCAUGAUGCUGCCUUGGUGUUUGUGCCAGCUGCAGCUCAGGCACGAGGAAACUCUCACAGGAGCCUUCAUUAAGAUGAAGUGGUUGCACUGCCCUCUUCCCGCAGCUGUGUGUUACAUGACAGCUGGGGCUCCGGGCAGUAGGGGCUG
Molecule: messenger RNA, 10670 nt
Organism: Malurus melanocephalus (red-backed fairy wren)
Lineage: Eukaryota; Metazoa; Chordata; Aves; Passeriformes; Maluridae
Gene: DNMBP
Product: dynamin binding protein
Exons: 17
Coding region: 4752-9335 (1527 amino acids)
Biological process (GO): intracellular signal transduction
Cellular component (GO): cytoplasm
Molecular function (GO): guanyl-nucleotide exchange factor activity; protein binding
Source: RefSeq, a predicted model, not a curated record